AUGGAAUAUCUCAGCAGGCAGCUAAAGACAUUAGCACAACAGUCUAAUUUCAACUUUCAUCCGAAAAGUGCUAAGUUAAAACUGAUUCAGCUGAGAUUUGCAGAUGACUUACUUUUGUUUUCUAGGGGAGAUAUUACUUUUGUGAAAAUGCUCUUGAUGUUUUCAAAGCUUUUCAAUAACUUCUGGACUAAUAGCAAAAUUAAGCAAAAGCUCAGUAUUUUUUGGAGGGUAGAACAACAUGAAAUAUUGGCUAUUCUGGGAUUCUCUAAAGGGGAACUUCCCAUAAGAUAUUUGGGUGUCCCUUUGAGUUCAAAAAGGGUCUCAGUGAUGCAAUGUCAACCCCUGCUGGAUAAAAUGAUAGAAAGGAUCAAGUCAUGGACUAAUAGAUUCCUCUCUUAUGCAGGUAGAGCCCAAUUGAUUAAGUCUGUCCUGUUUUCCAUUCAAGUAUAUUGGUCCCAGAUUUUUGUGCUACCUGAGAAGGUGAUAAAACUUAUUGAAGCUAACUGUAAAAGAUUCUUAUGGACCGGAGGUAUUGAACUAUCCAAAAAAGCUUUAUUGGCAUGGGAUAAAAUUUGUAUGCCUAGAUCUGCUGGUGGCCUAAAUAUACUUGAUAUCUCUGUGUGUAAUAAAGCUGCAAUGUGCAAACUGUUGUGGAAUCUUUGUCAGAAGAAAGACAAGCGAUGCGUAAAGUGGAUUCAUGUGUACUAUGGGACAAACAGAAAUUUGAUUGAAGAUGUUCCCCAACAAGCAUCAUGGAUUAAAAGCCAAGAGAUACUAUAUUGA
Messenger RNA from Nicotiana tabacum (common tobacco), 783 nucleotides. Lineage: Eukaryota; Viridiplantae; Streptophyta; Magnoliopsida; Solanales; Solanaceae. The record is from RefSeq and is a predicted model, not a curated record.